This is a messenger RNA of Cyclocybe aegerita, 1002 nucleotides long. The record is from the annotation of a GenBank genome assembly. Lineage: Eukaryota; Fungi; Basidiomycota; Agaricomycetes; Agaricales; Hemipholiotaceae.
AUGUCUGGAAAGCUCGUUCUGGUCACUGGAGCUACAGGAUUCAUCGCUGGCCAUGUCAUAGAGCAAGCUCUUGACGCUGGUUAUCGUGUUCGAGGAACUGCUCGGGCAGGCAAAUUACAAAGCCUCCAAGCCCUUCAUGUUCCUAACCUCAAGUUCGUCCAAGUCGACGACAUUGCCAAAGAUGACUUGACCAAGGCCCUGAAAGACGUCGAUAUUGUAAUUCAUGUCGCGGCGCCGUUACCCGGUGCUGCCUCGAUUGACGAUACGGUCAAUACCGCUCUUGAAGGCACCCUGAACAUCGUUCGUCAAGCAGAGAAAGCCGGCAUUAAGAAGCUUAUUGUUACGACCACUUUCGGAAACGUUAUGGAUCCUACCUUGUUCCCUGGCUUCGCUGGUCUGACACUUAACGACUCCCAAUGGGGUGAAACCACCAAGGAGGAGAUCUAUAAGCGCGCAGAAAAUCCAUUCUACACCUACUUCGCUGCGAAGAACCUGGGCGAGAAGGCCCUCUGGGACUUCGUACGCGCACAUCCCCAUCUCGACGUCGCGACGGUCCUUCCAGGCUUUGUAUAUGGGCCAUACUCGAAGGUUCUGCCUAAGCCCAAGUCCCUUCAGGAGCUGGGUACCAACACCUUCGCCUACAACGUCCUAAAGGGUGUGAGUUACCCUCCGGUCGCCCCACCUUUCGUCGUGGACGCACGCGACGUCGCUCGUGCUCACAUCCUCGUCAUCAACCUGCCACCCUCUUCGGACAUCGGCUCCAAGCGCUUCCUUGUCAACGCUGGGAACUUUACCUGGAAGCAGACCGCAGAGCACUAUAAGCAGGUGUUCCCUAGCGAGAACGUCCUCGCUCUCGAUGGAUUCCAGGACCUUCCAGGAACACCCUCUGUCUUGGAUAGUACGAAGGCGAAAGAGGUUCUUGGCCUCAAGCAGUUUGUCGAGCCAAAGAAGACCAUGGAGGAUGCUGCGAAGGAUUUGCUGGAAUUGGCAAAGAAGUGGUAA